This is a messenger RNA of Brassica napus (rape), 705 nucleotides long. RefSeq lists its product as uncharacterized. The transcript has a single exon. The coding region runs from base 25 to 705 and encodes 226 amino acids. Lineage: Eukaryota; Viridiplantae; Streptophyta; Magnoliopsida; Brassicales; Brassicaceae. The record is from RefSeq and is a predicted model, not a curated record.
AUAAGCCAAACCGCCAAUCAUAUUAUGACAAAUCAUCAUGUUAUUUUUUUAUUUUUAAAGUUUUUUAUAUUACCAAAAAUCAUUUAUUUCAAAACAAAAUGUAAAUCAAUAUCAAAUAUAAAAAAACUUACAAAAUCAAUAUCCCUACCGAAGAAGAACGCUCGCCUCUGGUCCUCCAAGGCUUGGACAUCGCGUCUCUCCUCCUUCUCCUCUUACUUCCUCCGAUUCCGCAAUCUUGGGUCGCGUCUCUCCUCCUUCUCCUCUUACUUCCUCCGAUUCCGCAAUCUUGGGUCGCUUUGCAACCACACCAAAGCUCUCUGCCUCUCCGCCGCCGCCGGACACGCUCCGAUGGAGAUGGCCCAGAUCGAGUUAUAUGACAUUACCGCCGUGGAGUUGGUGGAUUCGCUUCCUCUCGUGAGAAGAGCUGAUCCUCAUAACCUUCAUUUUUUCGACGGUGCGUUUGAUUUCGCGUUUACUGCGCAUCUUGAUGAUGCUCUGUUUCCGUGGAGGGUCGUGGAGGGGAUGGAGAGGGCGGUGAGGCGAGGCCGGUUUUGCGUGGUGGCGGUUGAUGAAUGCGGUGGGGAUGAUGUUAGGGAGAUUGCUAGACUGUUCUUGAAGUCUAAGCUCGUUGAUGUUGCUAAUGUAACCUUAGAAGGAUCCAAAAAGACUAGUAUACUACUCAAAGUUCAAGACUUUAAGACAUGA